CACAACUAUUAUCUCUCUCUGCUUCCUACGUUUUCUCUCUUUUCUGCAUUUUGCAACGUUUUCGGCCUCCUGGGAUUCUAGUCUUCCUGAAGGAAAAUGUCCCGGCCCAGUGGUCAAGCCAGUAACAGUGCUGACGGUCAACCUGAGAGUAUCAACAUUACCGUAAAGGGUCAGGAUGGGAGUACAGUGGUCUAUAAGAUUGGGCGCAAGAUCAAGUUAAGCAAGCUCCUCCAUUCUUACUGUCAAAGGAAGCAAUUGGACUAUCGGACAGUGCGAUUUGUUCAUGAAGGUCGUCAUGUUCCAGGGCAACAUACGGCAGACAAGCUAAAAUUGGAGGAUGGAGCUGAAAUUUUUUGCAUGUUUCUUCAAACGGGAGGUGGCUUCCAUAUUAUGCCAAAGACAACUUAAUUAGGCUUUUAGCUUAUUGUACAAGGUGGACUACUUUUAAGAGAACAGUAUCUGACUGAUGUGGCAAUAUGUGGGGGAAGUCUAAUUAGUUUUACUAUGUCGAAUUUGUAAUGAUCAAUGUUGUUCCAUUUUGGAUACAUAUUGAUCCUGAACUUAUGUAAAAUAUAAGGAUGGUUGAACUCUUGUGCA
Molecule: messenger RNA, 597 nt
Organism: Theobroma cacao (cacao)
Lineage: Eukaryota; Viridiplantae; Streptophyta; Magnoliopsida; Malvales; Malvaceae
Source: RefSeq, a predicted model, not a curated record